Penicillium pulvis is the source of this 672-nucleotide messenger RNA. RefSeq lists its product as uncharacterized. The coding region runs from base 1 to 672 and encodes 223 amino acids. The record is from RefSeq and is a predicted model, not a curated record. NCBI's taxonomy places the organism in Eukaryota, Fungi, Ascomycota, Eurotiomycetes, Eurotiales, Aspergillaceae. The transcript has a single exon.
AUGGUGCACAUGGAAGCCCGAGUCUCGAAGGAGACUCUCACAGCAUUACAGACGGACCUCACUUUACGAUGCUUUCUCACUGCCCGUUUUAAACGCGAUUUGUCCCGACACUCCGAAAAUGUCAUUCCCUGGGCACAUUCACGCGCCGAGGAAGUCAGUACUACAUUACUACGCGAUAUUGGACUACCGACCACCGAAUUCAAUAUACAGAUGAAUAUAAUCCAAAUGCUCCGCUCUUCGACGAGGGUCUACAUCUGUUACGAUAUCUUCCUCGCCGAGUGCGAUAAGCAGCUUCGGGACGAGAUCCACAAGAGCUUCAUACCCAAGCGACCAAUACACCAGGUAGUCAAGAGUGGAAAUGUCUACCACAUAGCGAUGAAGAAGGGGAUGGAGCAAAUAGUGGCCGAACAGUACUUGGGGAUGCGAAGUUCCGAUUCAGGGCCACUGCCACUCUUCUCUGAUUUACAAAAUCCGCCAUUAUAUAUAGAUGGUCGUCGUGUUGAAGACUGGGGACAACAGGAAGAAGAACAUAGCCCAGAGCGAGCCAGUGAAGAGGUCGAACUGAAUAGCCUAGCUAAUCUUGGCGAUGGCGGGACGGAACACCGGCUAGCUGAUGAAGACAAUGCAACUAAGGCUAUUAACUGUGCUUCUCAUGAUAAGACUAGCGGCUAG